AUGCUGUUUAAUUUGUUUAUUAACGAUAUUGUUGAUAUGAAUUUAAAGCCAAAGAUAAUUUUGUUUGUAGGUUUAAAAUUGGACAAGCUUCACAAAUGUCCCAACUGUUUACGAACAUAUUUGCACAUCGGUUCGCUGAGGCGUCAUUUUAAAAGCGAAUGCGGCAAAAGGGCCAACGACAAAUGCCCGUUUUGCGACAAGAUUUUUAAGCACAAGCGCCAUUUACAAAGACAUAUAAAACACUUUUGCCGAGCUCCGCUCACGACUGGAUACACUGAGGUGGAUGACACCACGUUCGAGUGCGACACCUGUAAUCGUUUGAAUGCCAUUCACGCAUGUCCAAAUUGCAAUCGAAAAUAUAUACAUAUUGGUUCUUUAAGGCGACAUUGUAGGACAGAAUGCGGUCAAGAGGGCAAAACAACUAGAUUCACUCAAACGCGCGUCAUUAAAAUGGUAGAUCGCUCAACUCAAAAAGGACUAAGGAAAGAUAAAAAGCAUAGCCACAAGAAAUCUGAAGGAACGGAUCUUAAAGUGAUAAAGAAAAAGAAAGUGUUAUCGAUUUUAAAGAAAAAGAAACAUGUGAUCCAGAGCUUUUUGGAUGACGAGGCUGAAAAACUACAGAAGCAGGUAGCUGUGCAAAGUAUGUUGUCCAAAGAAGCUAAAGUCGUAUUGCAAACGCCAGUAAUUAAUAGAGCAAUGAGAUCAAGAAGUAAUUCAGUUAAAUCAGAACCGGGACAUAUAGCGAGCAGUUCCCGUCCUUCUUCUUCCUGUUCUUACAAUUAUAAUAAACCCUAUAACUAUGGCAGAAGUUGCGAGGCGUGCAUUCUACUUAAAGAAAGCGGCAAAUUCGCUUGUCAAGGCUGCCAGAGAAAAAGCUCAAUAUUAAACGAACCCCCUAACAAAGUUUACAAUUACGGAAAAACCUGCGAAGCUUGCAAAUUACUCAAGGAACAAGGCAAGUACGCUUGUCCUGCUUGCCAAGAAAAAUUCCUUUUGACCAUGUACAAUUACGGGAAAAAUUGCGACGUUUGUCAGUUGUUUAAAGACAGCGGUAAAUACGCGUGCGGUCGAUGCCAGAAGCUGCCAAACAACUCAAAGAACAAAAGCAAAAAGAAUAAAACCGAAGGGCGUAGUCAUAAAAAAUCUCACAAAAAGAAUAAGAAGAAAAAAUCUGCUGCGAGCGUGGAAUCGAUAUCUUUAAAUGAAGAUAAUCAAGCUACAACUAGUGAAAAUAAUAACGAGGAUAACAUUGAAGUUGAAAACGAUGAUGACGAGGAUGAUGAAUUCAUUGAAUACGUUUCUUUAAGAGACUUAUUAAAUGGCAAUGAGAAGUAG
Psylliodes chrysocephalus is the source of this 1335-nucleotide messenger RNA. NCBI's taxonomy places the organism in Eukaryota, Metazoa, Arthropoda, Insecta, Coleoptera, Chrysomelidae. The record is from the annotation of a GenBank genome assembly.